CUGCUUUUCCUUUCUGCUCUGCCGUCCUCUGCCGCUGGGUCGCUGAUGAUGCCGCGCAGAGCGGGGCGCUUGUACAUUUCUGUGUGCGGCUACAACCGCAGUUCCCAAGAUUGAAGUCGAAUGAAACGGGAGAGGAGCUUGAAAUACGAUGAUGGAUCGUCCGAGCCGUUUCUCAUCGCUCGGACAGCUGUAACGUCGGCGGACACACGCGUGGAUUCAUCAAAGGGUCGGUGUUUAGGGCUUCACUUUGUUUGACAUUCAGCCAGCGACAGAAUGAUCGAGGAAGGCAGUAAACGAGGCAAGGCCAUGGUGGAGAAGAGGCAGCUCUUCAUGGAAAUGAGAGCUCAGAACUUCGAUGUAAUCAGACUGUCGACUUACAGGACUGCCUGCAAACUCCGGUUUGUGCAAAAGAGAUGCAACCUUCAUCUGGUGGAUGUCUGGAACAUGAUCGAAGCCUUUCGUGACAACGGGCUCAACACACUGGACCACAACGCUGAGAUCAAUGUGUCGCGGCUGGAGACUAUCCUGUCUUCCAUCUACUACCAGCUCAACAAGCGGUUGCCCACCACCCACCAGAUCAAUGUGGAGCAGUCCAUCGGCCUGCUGCUCAACUUCAUGGUGGCCACCUACGACAGUGAAAGCCAUGGGAAGCUGACAGUUUUCUCAAUGAAAGCCAUGCUGGCAACAAUGUGUGGAGGGAAAAUUGUGGACAAACUACGCUAUAUUUUCUCACAGAUCUCUGACUCAAGUGGAGUCAUGAUGUUUGCAAAGUUCGAUCAGUUCCUCCGGGAGGUGCUGAAACUCCCCACAGCCGUGUUUGAGGGUCCUUCUUUUGGCUACACGGAGCAUUCAGUGCGGACGUGCUUCCCUCAGCAGAAGAAGAUCAUGCUGAACACGUUUUUGGAUGUGUUGAUGGCAGACCCUCCCCCUCAAUGCCUCGUAUGGCUACCACUCAUGCACCGACUUGCUAAUGUUGAAAAUGUCUUCCAUCCGGUGGAAUGUUCCUAUUGCCGGAGCGAGAGCAUGAUGGGUUUCCGGUAUCGGUGCCAACAGUGCCAUGGCUACCAGCUCUGUCAGAGCUGCUUCUGGCGUGGCCAUGCCAAUGGUCCCCAUAGCAACCAGCACCAGAUGAAGGAGCACUCAUCUUGGAAGUCUCCGGCCAAAAAGCUGAGCCACGCAAUCAGUAAAUCUCUAGGCUGCGUCCCCAUCGGAGAGCCGCCGCAUCCUGUGUUCCCCGAGCAGGCUGAGAGACCACAGGAACUCACCCAUACUGUUCAGCCGAAACCAGUGGCCAACAACAUGAACGACACAAUGCUCAUGUCCUCUGGGGCACCUACUCCUACCAAAAGUGUCUUGGAGAGUCCCAGUCGGCUAGAUGAAGAGCACCGCCUCAUCGCUCGCUACGCUGCCCGCCUGGCAGCCGAGGCAGGCAACUCCACACAACAAUGUCCUCCAUCAGAUCUGGGUUUCAACUUCGAUGCCAAUAAGCAACAGAGACAGCUGAUUGCAGAGCUGGAGAACAAAAACAGGGAGAUCCUCCAGGAGAUCCAGCGGCUGCGUUUGGAGCACGAGCAGGCCUCUCAGCCGACCCCAGAAAAGGCCCAGCAGAACCCCACACUUCUGACCGAACUGCGGCUCCUCAGACACAGGAAGGACGAGCUGGAGAGGCGCAUGUCGGCCCUGCAAGAGAGCAGACGGGAGCUGAUGGUGCAGCUGGAGGGACUCAUGAGGCUGCUAAAGGAUGAGGAGCAGAAGCAGGCUUCCCAGUCUGGAGGCUCCCCUCAUUCUUCCCCCAGUCACGGUGCGGGCUGCUCCAUGCCCAUGCCCAUACGCUCCACCUCGGCUGGGUCCACCCCAACACACACACCACAGGACUGCCUGGCAGGGGUGGGAGGGGACGUGCUUGAGGCCUUUGCUCAGGGAGUACCAAGAAAUCUUCGGAAUGAUCUAUUAGUUGCUGCUGACUCAAUUACAAACACCAUGUCAUCACUGGUGAAAGAGCUGCACUCAGUGGAUGACGGGGGAGACGAGGAGGAGACCAACAUGAGGAACGGUGGGGACAGAGGCACAGUUAGAGUACCGAAGCACUGAGGAAAAGACAACACCAUUCCACCCUGUAAGGACAAACAGUCAUCAAAUGGGAAGAAUCUGUAACAACAACAACAACAACAACCCCUGGCAUUAGCACGUAGAGUAAUGCAUGCUGUAAUCUAACAGGAUUUCACUAUGUGAAAAAAAAUGAUUUCUUCACACCUUGCAGGUAGCAAGAUGUGUCUAAUUAGCGAGUGUGUAUGUUGUCCUGUAAACAAAAACUGCUGUAAUUACCCAAUGAUUUCCCUCAUGACUGCUAAGGAAUGGCUUGCUGUGCUUUCUCCCCCAACUGUUCCAUCGCAGCAGAUCAUUCUGUAUAUAAAAUACUGUAAAACAUCUGACCACGGGAACGCCCCUGACAUGAAGGUGACCUCCUGUCACACACCAUGUUCCCUGUCAUUGCUUUUGUAUAAUUAGCGCUAGUAUUAUUAUUUUGUCUUUUUUUUUUUUUUAAUCAUUUUUGCAUGAAGUUGCACUCAUGUCUGGAUUUACGUACUGUACCAUGCUAUGCCAGCUCUUUGUGGGUUUAGGAUGACAGCCGGGGUGUCAGAAGUGUCCUGCCUGAGUGUGUUUACUCACGCAACCAUAUUCUGAAAAAAUUAUUGGAGUUUUGCCAUCACCAUGAGGGUGCCAGGCAACCAGCGGAGACUCCAGGAAAUCUCUGUGCCAGCAUAUAAUUCACUCCUAAAAAACCACAACUUGUCUUGAUUAAACAAACAAGAUAUAAUGCAUCAGAGUGAGCUUUAGAGGUGCUGCUAGUUGUCUGUUUACCCCUGUUUCCAGGCUUUAAACAGCCUAAGCUAACCUGGUCAUCCAAAACCUUUGGCUUUUUUUAUUCAUUUUAUUUCUAAUGCAUUGUGUUCAAUAUUAUACAUAAAUGUUACCUUGGAUAAUUUUCAAGUGUAAAAACAAGUUGUAGUUUUAAAAGAUGUUGGGGGCUGAACUAUUUCUCAACCAAGCACAGUGACUUCCUGCAGUCAUAUUUUUGAGAGGAGGUUCCCAACCAAAAUAACC
Messenger RNA from Morone saxatilis (striped sea-bass), 3105 nucleotides. RefSeq names its product dystrobrevin, beta b (gene dtnbb). The record is from RefSeq and is a predicted model, not a curated record. Lineage: Eukaryota; Metazoa; Chordata; Actinopteri; Moronidae. Bases 274 to 2091 code for a protein of 605 amino acids. Gene Ontology annotation, biological process: synaptic signaling. The transcript is spliced from 20 exons. Gene Ontology annotation, cellular component: synapse; plasma membrane. Gene Ontology annotation, molecular function: zinc ion binding.